UCCCAACUCCGAAGGCCAAGUGUGGAGAAAACAUAAUUAUUACCACAAUUUCAUUCAAGGGCCAUAAAAAGCAACACACAUUUACUCUCUGUGUUUCUCUACUGCUUCACACUUGUCCUGUUAUCCUCUCUGUAUUUCUUCCAGCUUCAAUAUGGUCCCAAUAAUUCAUGUUUGCCGUGUCUUGAAUCCACUGGCUCUAGCCAAGUUCUUGACCUCAAAGGAAUUCUCCUUCGAGUGAAGCCCCCUAAAUAAAAAGAAAGAUCAUUCUCAAAACCUCCACUAGAGAUCAGAGUGACAAACAGUUCAGCUGUCCUGAAAUGGAUUCCUUCCACUUCCACAAAAUCCAAAUGGAGAAAGCAAACGCCAAGCUACGGCACCGCAGGCUUCACAAGAUUACGGCCAUGUUCCGCCUGAUGGAGUUCUGCAUAUUGUUGAUCAUAGUCUCCAGCUUCACAGUCCAACUUCCUGUCGCUUUUAAGCUCUCAGGUGAGUAUUUCAGGGGAUUCUCGGUCACGGCGGUGAGUCCCGGGUUUGUAUUCAUCCUUGGCAACGCCAUAGUCCUCGUCCUGUUUCUCAAAUCUGGGCAUCCAUCUGCGAAAAAUGCUGACACGACAGUCAACAGUAAGCUAGAUUUGUACGACGAAUACGUUAAAAUUAAUUCUGAAAAGAAUCCAAGUGUUUAUAAAGAAGAAAAUACUGCGUGUAAAAAACAGAGGAAACAGAGUGGCAGCACUUGUGUCAGUAGAGAAGUAGCAGUGAGUUCUGAUGCACACAAUUCCCGUAGUGAUAAUACCAAGGAAAGGAAGGUAAAGAUUCAGAGGAGCCAAUCGGAAAACUUGAAGAGGGCGGUGCAGCAGGAGUGUGCUGGCCGAGAAUUGAGGCGGUUGGCAACGGUUAAAUGCAGGGGACAUGUAGAUAAUGAGGAGAAGCCGGCGGUGUUGGGUAGUUCAUAUAAGGAGGACGAAAUGAGCAAUGAAGAGUUCCGACGAACUGUGGAGGCUUUUAUUGCUCGGCAGCAGAGGGCUUUGAGGGAGGAAGAAGAGCUUUCACAGUGUUUCCUUCGAAACUUAUAAUACCUCUGUGUAAUCCCCUCGCUUCCUCUCUUCUUCUUGCAGCUCUUUAAUGUAUUUUUCCUUUUUUGGAAAUUAGUAGUACCUUAAAAUCCAUAGCCAUAACAAGACUAUCUCUGAAUGAUGUUUAUCUAAAUAAUAAGAACAAUUUAAUA
This is a messenger RNA of Coffea eugenioides, 1225 nucleotides long. RefSeq lists its product as uncharacterized. The record is from RefSeq and is a predicted model, not a curated record. The transcript has a single exon. The coding region runs from base 318 to 1073 and encodes 251 amino acids. NCBI's taxonomy places the organism in Eukaryota, Viridiplantae, Streptophyta, Magnoliopsida, Gentianales, Rubiaceae.